Colletotrichum fioriniae is the source of this 2040-nucleotide messenger RNA. NCBI's taxonomy places the organism in Eukaryota, Fungi, Ascomycota, Sordariomycetes, Glomerellales, Glomerellaceae. The record is from RefSeq and is a predicted model, not a curated record.
AUGGGUCGCCGCUCUCGAUCCAACACCGUGGGCCACGGCUUCGGUAUCCUCGAAGACACCUCUGGUCCCGGCCAUUAUGCUUCUUCUGACGCGAACGGCCCUCACCCCUUCAACAACGUUCCUGCUCUCGAAGAUUGUGACACUAACAGUCGCCAAAGAACGCCGGAAUUCAUCGAUGCUUUAACCGACAAACUCAAGGAAUUACAUAUUUACAGUCCUAAGAAGAGCCGUGCCGACAGAUCAUUGCUGCAACCUGCGCGACGUCGCUCGACUCGAUCUUCCAUUGACACCAAGAUCUUCCCAACCCUUCAACACAUCAGGGAAGAAGUCGAAAUCUGUGACGGAAACUCGAGUGUGACUAGCCCUACGCAAGGACCAGUCCUUGCCAACUUGCCUCAAGAGACUGAACAAGACGAGGGUAUCCCAUCAUCAACUGAAACACGUGCUGCCGUACCUACUUCCCCUCGCCAGACGUCGGGUUCAUUUGAAGCCAACGGAUCCAACUUCUGUUCUGAAGAAGUCCAUCGCACGGCACAGGUCAGUAGACGAGGAGACGCCACGUACGAUUACGGCUGCAACGUCUUAGUCCACACCGACCGCACUGAGGAAAGUCUCUGCAGUCAGCGCAAACCGGCUAAUGCCUUCAAACUUCUAGCAACACCUCUGAUAUUUGACGAAGCAUCUCGGAGUGCGUCAUAUUCAUCUUCGAAAAACGACGACAACAUGGCUGUUGCCGAACCGCUUGUUCGCAUUGCCUCUCCAGCGCCUGCUGAGUACGAAAGCCCCAUGAAGAAGUCUGCCAUCAAUGUUUCCGUCGUUGAACAGACUCACCUCAAGGAGUCAUCUUUGGACUACGUGGAACACCCCAAAGACAGAGUAGUUUCCUUCUCAUCUACGGACGAGAGCAUGGCGCCAACGGAGGACGUUCCUCGCACUCCAUCUAGGUCGACCUCAACCAGCUCGCGAUCUCGAAUUGAGGACUCCGUAGAAGCCAUCGAUAAACUCGAGGAGGAAUUGGAGGCCAUUAACACACGCUUGGCGACACCAAGCAAGUCGCGACGGAUUCAAUCUCUGUCGGAUGAAACUACUACGACAGUUCCCAAAAAGGAAUCACUCAUCAAGCGGUCCGCCGCCACGUUGAACCGCACUCAAUCUGUUGGUGCCACAGCCAAAAGAUCGUCACAAAAGGGAUCCCCUGGGAAAGCACCUACUACAAGGCCUCCUGUGGCUCGUCCAACCAGCCUUCUACCGCCCAAACCGCCUGCUAAAUCCACGAGGGCUCCUACCAAGCCCUCUUUUGAGCUACCAGGUGAGGCCACCGCUCGCGAUAUCAAGGCGAGGCGCGACGCUCGCCUGGCUCAACAGGCCCAGGAGAAGGCCACUGCGGUAGUCCCUCAGCGAACCAGAUCUCUCAAGGCCCCAACUAGGCCUAACUUUGAGCUGCCUGGCGAGGCAAUCUCCAGGCGCAAGAGGGAGGAGCGAGAAGCUCGUCUCAAACAGCAAGAAGAGGAUGAGCGAAGGCGUCGCGAGUUCAAGGCGAGUCCUAUCAAGGCAAGGCUGGGAACGGCUGCUCAACCUCGAGAGACCGUGGCUAGUCGAGCUCGCCAGAACAAGGGGUCCGAGGCCAAUGACAUGGAAAGCCCGUCGAAGCGCUCAUCGAUCAUGGGCACUCCUCGUACGCUUGCGAAAACGACUUCAACAAGGUCGCCACAGACUCGUGGCAGAGGUACCUCACAGUCAGGUACAGAGGCCCAGCUUAGCCGUGCUACGUCUACAUCUACGGGUAGUAUGAGCGGCAAGCGAAGCGCGCUGUCUGUUGAGGAGAUUGAGCAGCAAAAGGUCAAGGGCCGCGAGGUCUUCCACCGCGACAACUCCUAUACCCAAGACAAGGAGCGGGAGCGCCGUGAACGUGAGUGGAACGCUAAGAUGGCCCGCGAGCAAGCUGCGGAACGCUCUAGGCAAGCGAGCCGAGAGUGGCGCGAAAAGCAACAACGCAGCAAGCUCGCUAUUCUGGCUGCCGCGGCAGGCCAGACAGUGUGA